Molecule: messenger RNA, 3897 nt
Organism: Physeter macrocephalus (sperm whale)
Lineage: Eukaryota; Metazoa; Chordata; Mammalia; Artiodactyla; Physeteridae
Product: F-box/WD repeat-containing protein 10
Exons: 13
Coding region: 502-3852 (1116 amino acids)
Molecular function (GO): protein binding
Source: RefSeq, a predicted model, not a curated record
UGACUAUAAACAUAUUCAGGGUCAUUCUAACCAAACAGCCAUAGACGGACGUUUCCAUCUAAUUUCAUAUUCACAAAUACGUAAAAGUCACUCACGAACAACAACAAUGGAAACUCAACACCAGGCGCCACAAUAUUUUUCCCCCCCUUUGAAAGGGGUCCCGUACAUUAUUUAAAUUUGACUGCCUCUCUUCCUGUUGUUCUAGAAACGACAUGAGCAGCUCUUUCAGAAUAUACAGCAACUGCCUCCCCCUGAGCGGCGCCAAGCUUAGGAGAUUUACGGUAAAGGCGUGUUUCCUGGGAGGUCAGUACAGAAAGCCAGGCUCAACGGCAGUUUCUGGGGAGAGCAGCUUUCUGCCCAUUGCAGCAGUUUGCUUUUUCUUUGGGAGAUGUUCACAUUUGAAAAGGCUCAAUUGGGAUAUUUGUCAGCCUCUCCUGUACCUCUGGGGUUUGCUGCAGAUGACAGCCGGCAAGGAUAGAACGAGCUGGUUAUCUCGGGACCAUGGAAAACACGGAAUCGAGGCUCCAGAAUGCCCCUUAUUUUCGAUGUGAGAAGGGGAACAGUUCUGUCCCCGUGUGCCAGAAGUGUGAGACGUGUGUCCUGGCCUGGAAGAUCUUCUCCACCGAAGAGUGGUUCCGAAGGGUGGGCAAGAUGUCCCAGAGGAGGUUUCUGGUCAGCAUCCUGCAGCAGCUGGAUAGCUUGUAUUUGUUACACUAUUUUCAAAAUAUCCUUCAGACCACGCAGGGGAAGGAUUUUGUCUACCACAGGUCCCGGGUCAACCUCAGCAAGAAGGAGGGGAAAAUCGUCAAGUCCCCCUUGAACCAAAUGCUGGACAAGACGGUGGAACAGAAGAUGAGGGAGAUUUUGUACUGGUUUGGGAACAGCAGCUACCGGACGAAGGCGAAUUACACACUCUUGCUGCUGCAGAUGUGCGACCCCGAGUUACUGCUCACUGCUGUUGACGUCAUCAGAGUCCUGUUUCUGAGAGGGCGGAACGAUGCCUCAGGGAACGACCCAGACUCCAAGGAUGUGUUUUUCGUCCCUGAGAAAGGCCACACGCCCCCGUGCGAGACCUCACAAGUCUGCUGGGCAGCCAGACCCGGGCACACAUCCUUCCCGUUGUCCAAAACUACAGGGAAAGCAAGCUUGCACGAAAAUGUGUGGUGGGGAGCAGCCACUACUGAAGGACAGUGGAAGAGUUCACUCCGGUAUAUUUCCGAGAUGAAUAGGCUGUCUUCUGAAAAAGCAAGCGUGUCCGAAGCAGGCUCGGCCCCUGCCGCCGAUGUGCUGGUGGAUCUGGAGGCCGUCAGAGAGCUGUCUUCUGGGGUCAGCAGAUACCGCGACUUCAUCCGUCACCUGCCGGUCCACCUCGCCAAGUAUAUCCUCAGUACGCGGGGCCUGUUGGGGGAUUUCUCAGGACCCCGCCCGCCACCAUCGCAGCGCAGUUGGGAGGUGCCCAGGUCCACCUCUUGUUUUCCAGGUAUGCUGGAUAAGAACAGCCUGAACAGGUGUGUGUUCGUGAACCAGCACUGGGCAGUGCUAGCGCAGCAGGUCAAGACCGACCUGUCCAUGCACUCUUUCAUCCAGCACCAGAUCACCUUCCUGCAGGGGUCCUACACCAGGGGAAUAGACCCUAAUUACGCCAGCAAGGUCACUAUCCCAGUUCCUAAGAUGGCAGAUGACGGGAAGCACCUAUGUGUGAAAAAUCAGAAACGGAAACUGAGAACGAAGAAUGACUACGACCUGUGGACCGCAUACCAGAACCAGGAAACUCAGCAGGUGCAGAUGGAGGAGAGGAAUGUCUUCUGUGGCACUUAUAACAUCCGCAUUCUCUCUGACAUGUGGGACCGAAACAGAGUCAUCCACUAUUCUGGGGGAGAUUUGUUAGCUGUGUCAUCCAAUCGGAAGAUCCAGCUUCUGGACAUCAUACAAAUAAAGCAGAUACCCAUCAAGUUCCGAGGCCACACUGGGAGUGUCCGUACCCUCUUCUUGUGUGAGGAGGAAAACUUUCUCCUGAGCGGGAGUUAUGACCUGAGUAUCAGAUACUGGGAUCUGGACAGUGGGGCUUGCGUACGCAUCUUCAGUGGCCACCAGGGGACCAUCACUUGCAUGGAUGUGUGUAAGAACAAGCUCGCGUCUGGAGCAAAAGAUUGCCAGGUAAAAGAGUGGGAUAUAGAGACAGGAAAGUGUCUGAAGACCUUUAAACACAAAGACCCCAUCCUGGCCACCAGGAUCAGUGACACGUACAUUGUGAGCAGCUGUGAGAAAGGGCUGGUCAAAGUAUGGCACGUCGUCACCGCCCAGCUGGUGAAGACGCUCAGCGCCCAUGAGGGAGCCGUGAAGUGUCUGUGCUUCGACCAGUGGCAUCUCCUGUCGGGAAGCGCUGACGGCCUGGUGAUGGCCUGGAGCAUGGUGGGAAAGUACGAGCGGUGCCUCAUGGCCUUCAGGCAUCCAAAGGAGGUUCUCCACGUGGCCCUUCUCUUCCUCCGGGUCAUCAGUGCCUGUGCAGAUGGCAAGAUCCGCAUUUACAAUUUCCUAAAUGGGAACUGUCUGAAGGUGAUGAAAGCCAGCGGCAGAGGUUAUCCUGUGCUGUCCUUCUUUAUUCAGGGCAACAGGAUGGUGAUCAACACGGAGAGCAACGUCCUCAUGUUCCAGUUUGAGAAUAUCAAGUGGCAGUACUCCCUGGAACGGGCCAAACAAAAGAAGAAGGACAAAGAGGAGGACAGGGAAGCAAACGGCCUCGCAGAAGUUCUCUCCAAGUCGAGCACUCAGAUUUACAGCCCUCGGGAAUCCAUAUCUAGCAAACAGACGGCCCAGGAGUCCCUGUUCAGCAAAUCUCACAGGUCCCGAGUUCUCCUGAGGGCAUCCAGGUUACCUACAGGAGUGUUAACGGAGGCACCUCUGAGUCAAGGAAAGCCAAAGUCACCCCGAAGAGAUGGCAGGAAGAGACUGAGUUCUAGGGAAGCAAAUGGCACGGGCACCGAGCAAGAGAAUUUGGAAGCAAAACCCCUCGCCGGAGAUAAGAAGAACGAUGAUGUGGAGAAAAUACCAGAACAAGGACAACUGGGAACUUUGGGAGACUUGAUCAAUUGCUCAAAGAAAAAGUCCUGGUGCAUCCGUAUGUCACCUGACCAGUUCCUCCUGACUGUGAAUGCCCUGCAGAGAGCCCAUAAUUCUGGGGAGUUUGCCUAUCCCCGGAGGCCCCAAACCCAGGUCAUCGAUGCCUGGGGACCUUCCAUUUCAUACCCAAGGAAGGUCCUGAGUUUGAAGGGACGAUCGGUCCAACAUGCAGUAGAUCGGUUGAGAUUGAGCAACCCUCCCAUAGACGUGAAACAAACCAGUAUUCCCCUUGAAAUCCAGAAGCUUCAGCCUAACCUGAAGAACUCCGUGCACAGCCCCAGAGUCCAGUCUACCAUCCCCCAGCCGGUGCUUAUCUGCCCCAGGUUCUCUGGCAGCUUAAGGGGUGAAGACCCGGCAACCAGUUCAGCUGAUGGGGCAGCGCGCAGCUUCAGCCCCUUAACCAGCACACAGGUCAUCAAACGAAACCACAUUCUGGCUCCGCCGAUGGGCACGACGGCCCAGGCUGCCAAGAAAGAUCGGUCCCGCUUCUACACGGCCCUCGACCCCUUCAGAGUGAACACGGAGUUCAUGCUGCUGACCGUGAAGGAGGAGAAGGAGUACGAAGAGGCCAAGAUGAAGGAGUUUCAGGCCAUAAAGCCAGCUGGAGGGGUUGAUCCAGAAAAAGCCAGCAGAGCUGCAUGGAUCAGGAAGAUCAAAGGGCUGCCCAUAGAUAAUUUCAUGAAGCAAGGAAAAACAGCAGCCCCUGAACUUGGACAAAACGUAUUUAUCUGAACCAGCCUUGGGAAAUUACAGCGUCUUAUAAUAAACAAAAAACCA